AUGGCUGUUGUAUCCGGUGAGCAAGCAAAACGUAGAAGAUGUGGGAUUACCGAGUUGCCGGAUUGCAUUAUGGAGAAUAUAGUCUCAAAGCUAUGUCUGAAAGACGCGGUGAACACCAUCCUUGCUUCCCCUUCACAGUGGAAGCACCUUUCUCAUCAAAUACUAACAAGGCGCAAUCUUGAAUUCGACUAUCUCAACAUUUUCGGGAACAAUUACUCAACACUAUACGACAUCGACCAAGAAUUUUUUAGACGUGUGAGUAGAUAUCUGCAUCAAUAUCAAGGUGACAAGGUAGACUCUUUCAAAUUGCGAUGUCGUCUUCGUCAUGCAGAACGUGUCAUCCUUAAUGAAUGGAUUGGUUUUGCAUUUUCAAAAGGGAUUGAAGAGCUUCAUCUUGCAUUUGGUUGUUUUGGGGGACGAACUAAACAUUAUGUUUUCCCUCAGAGUUUGCAUGUUGGCUCUACUUUGAAUCUAAAACAUUUGUUAUUGAAGGACUGCAUUUUAAAACAUCCUACUUCUGAAUUUGACGCGUUCAAUCGGCUCACUACUCUUUCCCUCAAGAACGGUUCCAUUGAUCAAUCUCUUAUGGCAAAUCUCUUCUCUGUUUGUGUGUUACUCGAAAGCCUGACUUUAAGAUGGUGCCGGAUGGCAGCUGGUAGAUAUUAUAUGAAUGGUGCUGCGGAUUCCAUAGUUGCUGGUAAUCGUCUAACUCAUCUGAAAUUGAUAGAUUGUGAGGAGAGAACCUGCAGAACGGAGAUAUCCGCACUGAAUCUCGUCUCAUUGGAAUAUAUGCCAUCAUCGAACUGUAGGUUUUUUUCCAUAAAAGCUCCACGGGUGUCCAGAAUUUUUUUCUCAAAUAAAAGAGUAAAGUAUACAUUAUUACCUCAAGCACUAAUCAAGUUUGAGUCGUGUCCCGGGCUUGAGGCUCUUCAUCUGCAGAUACUGGCGGAACUACCCCGAAUUAGCAGCAUACCAACUUAUGGAUAUCUCAAGCAACUCAGAUUGGAUAUUGACCUUCAUCGAGAAAAUAGGCAAGACAGUGACGACGUCGAUGUGAAUGUUGUGCUGGAUCUGAUCAAGGCUGCACCUCUUCUGGAAGAGCUUGUAAUACUGAUAUAUGGAGGAAAACUGUCUGAGACUAAUCCAAGACAGACGAAGGAUCAUUCUACAUUCACAAAUGAUCAUUUGAGAAUGGUUGAGAUUCAGGGAUUCAGAGGUAAUUGGUACGACACAGAGUUGGCAAUUUGUAUCCUGGAGAUUUCACCAAAGCUCGAGAAGCUGGUGAUCGAUCAGCUUGUAAGUAGAUAUUUGGGUGAUGGAAAGUACUACGACCCCUGGCGCGAACAUCUCAGGGAAGAAGUAUUGGAAGGAAAACUCAAGGGAUUAAUAUUAAAGACUGAUGCUCAGAUCAUAUUAAAGAAUGUUCAGUUAUGA
Messenger RNA from Argentina anserina (silverweed cinquefoil), 1434 nucleotides. RefSeq names its product F-box/FBD/LRR-repeat protein At1g13570-like. The transcript has a single exon. Bases 1 to 1434 code for a protein of 477 amino acids. The record is from RefSeq and is a predicted model, not a curated record. Lineage: Eukaryota; Viridiplantae; Streptophyta; Magnoliopsida; Rosales; Rosaceae.